CUAUUACAUGUUGUUCUUCACAUGAGACACAGCUUGAAAUAUUGUGAUAAAAUGAGAUGCUUGCGGAAACGAUCAGCAGUGUCAUUCUUAGGAGUCCUUGUAAUUUGCUUGCUGUUCAUGAAUUUGUACAUUGAAGAUGGAUAUGUUUUGGAAGGGGACAAGCAAUUAAUCAGAGAAACAGCCACGCACCAGCUCAACCCAGAGCGCUAUGUUCACACUUUUAAAGAUUUGUCUAAUUUCUCAGGAUCUAUAAACAUUUCCUAUCGCUACCUAGCUGGCACGCCUUUGCCAAGGAAAAAGUAUCUUACAAUUGGGUUAUCCUCUGUGAAACGGAAGAAAGGAAACUACUUGCUUGAGACCAUCAAGUCUAUAUUUGAGCAAUCAAGUUAUGAGGAACUCAAAGAGAUUGCAGUGGUAGUGCAGCUGGCAGAUUUUGACUCAGCCUGGUGUGAAGGAAUGGUCCAGGAUAUUUCACAGAAAUUUGCACACCACAUAAUUGCGGGCAGAUUAAUAGUUAUUCACGUCCCUGAGGAGUAUUAUCCUGUACUGGAUGGCCUCAAGAGAAAUUAUAAUGACCCAGAGGACCGUGUGAAGUUUCGAUCCAAACAAAAUGUAGAUUAUGCUUUUCUUCUUAACUUUUGUGCUAAUCUUUCUGACUAUUAUGUGAUGCUAGAAGAUGACGUUCGGUGCUCAAAGAAUUUUUUGACUGCUGUUAAGAAAGUAAUUACCUCACGAGAAGGGUCUUACUGGGUGACUUUGGAAUUCUCCAAACUGGGGUACAUUGGAAAACUUUACCAUUCCCAUGACCUCCCACGCCUGGCCCAUUUUUUAUUGAUGUUCUACCAAGAAAUGCCUUGUGAUUGGCUGCUUAUCCACUUUCGUGGGCUGUUAGCUCAAAAGGAAGUGAUACGUUUUAAGCCAUCUCUGUUUCAGCACAUGGGAUACUACUCAUCUUACAAAGGAGCUGAAAACAAGCUAAAGGAUGAUGAUUUUGAAGAGGAGUCAUUUGAUAUCCCUGACAACCCACCUGCAAACUUACACACCAAUAUGAAUGUAUUUGAAAACUAUGAUGCAAGCAAGGCUUACAGCAGCAUUGAUGAAUACUUCUGGGGCAAAGCUCCUUCUACUGGAGACUUCUAUGGGAUUGUAUUUGAAAAGCCAAUUAAAAUCAGUAAAAUUAAAGUUGUCACUGGAACUGAAGACCGGCAAAAUGACAUUUUGCAUCAUGGGGCCCUGGAAGUAGGAGAAAAGAUUGUAGGGAGUAAAAAAGGGAGGCAAUGCACCACUUACUUGAGAUUAGGGGAAUUCAAAAAUGGGAAUAUUGAAAUAACAGAUGUAGAGCACAAAGUUCUGUUUGAUAUUAACUGCAUGAGAAUACUUGUUACCAAAAGUCAAAAAGAAUGGCUGAUCAUUAGGAGCAUUAGCGUCUGGACUUCUCAAACACCAAAUCAAUAA
Molecule: messenger RNA, 1455 nt
Organism: Nestor notabilis (Kea)
Lineage: Eukaryota; Metazoa; Chordata; Aves; Psittaciformes; Psittacidae
Gene: MGAT4C
Product: MGAT4 family, member C
Exons: 3
Coding region: 22-1455 (477 amino acids)
Biological process (GO): protein N-linked glycosylation
Molecular function (GO): acetylglucosaminyltransferase activity
Source: RefSeq, a predicted model, not a curated record